AUGACGACCUCCACCAAGAACGAUGCCAUGGAGGUAGACACUCCCGUGCCUCAAACUGAGACGACGGGGCUGCAGACGGAAACCCCCGCUCCCCAAGGCGAAGCCCCUGCCCCUGAAAAGUCAGCCGUCGACAUCUCCGACGACGAUGACGAGUACAACCAAGCCAUGUCCCUCCCCAUAUCCAAGAUUAAGCGCAUCUUCAAGAUGGACUCCGACUACAACAUGGCGUCCCAGACCGCUGUAUACGCUACUGGUGUGGCCACGGAAAUGUUUAUUCAAUACUUUACCGAACAGGCAGCCCUUCUAGCGAAGAUGGACAAGCGAAAGAAGAUCCAAUAUAAGGACUUCGCCCAAGCGGUGGCUACCCAUGAUAACUUGGCAUUCUUGGCCGAUAUUGUUCCCAAGACUCACCCUAUUGGUGACUUGGUGAAGCAGAAGAAGGUGAGAGCUACCAACUUAGUGGAAACUGCUGAGGUUUCAGAGGAAGCUGUUGCAGUGGAAGCGGUGGCAGUGGAAUCGGCGGCUCCCGUUCUCCCAAAGGGGCAAUCCACGUUACCUUUUGAAACCGCCAGUGCUCCUGCCCCUUUCAAAAAAGCUGGCCUUUCCGAUUUGAUUGGAUGA
Molecule: messenger RNA, 621 nt
Organism: Diutina rugosa
Lineage: Eukaryota; Fungi; Ascomycota; Pichiomycetes; Serinales; Debaryomycetaceae
Gene: HFL1
Product: DNA polymerase epsilon noncatalytic subunit
Exons: 1
Coding region: 1-621 (206 amino acids)
Cellular component (GO): CHRAC; nucleus
Molecular function (GO): protein heterodimerization activity
Source: RefSeq, a predicted model, not a curated record